UAUAAUGAGGAAAAUGAACCUGAAAUCGGAGCGCAGAGGAAUCCACGUGGAUCAGUCGGAGCUGCUGUGCAAGAAGGGCUGUGGUUACUAUGGCAAUCCUGCCUGGCAGGGCUUUUGCUCCAAGUGCUGGAGGGAGGAAUACCACAAGGCCAGGCAGAAGCAGAUCCAAGAGGACUGGGAGCUGGCAGAGCGGCUCCAACGUGAGGAGGAAGAGGCCUAUGCCAGCAGCCAGAGCACCCAAGGGGCACAGUCCCUGACCUUUUCCAAGUUUGAGGAGAAGAAAACCAAUGAGAAAACAAGAAAGGUCACUACUGUGAAAAAGUUCUUCACUGCUUCCUCCAGAGCAGGAGCUAAGAAGGCUCAAGAGAAAACCCCUAAGCAAGGACAGCUUGGGAGGGAGAGAAAUGCUGAUAACAUUCUCAGGGAUUUGAAGGAGAUUUUUACUCCCUCCUGGGAACUGGCUUCCCCUUCUGAAGCGUUGGCUGGCAAGCUGAAAGAGAUCCAGGAGGCCAAAGCUCCCAGCCCUUCCAUCCACAGGCAGGCCAGCAUCGAGACUGACAGAGUGUCCAAGGAGUUCAUAGAAUUCAUCAGGACUUACCAGAAGCCUGGCCAGGACAUCUACAAGCAAUGCAAACUCUUUUUGGACACCAUGAGUCAUAAAAGGGAUUUGAGCAUUGAGGAACAAUCUGAGUGUGCCCAGGACUUCUACCAAAAUGUAGCAGACAGGCUGCAGACACGUUGGAAAGUGCCCCCUGAAAAAGUGGAGAAGGCAAUGGAUGAGGUUGAGAAAUACAUCAUGACUCGACAGUAUAAAUAUGUUUUUUGCCCUGAGACAACUGAUGAUGAGAAGAAAGACCUUGCUGUGCAAAAACGGAUCAGGGCUUUGCACUGGGUGACUCCCCAGAUGCUGUGUGUUCCUGUGAGUGAGGAAAUCCCAGAAGUCUCUGACAUGGUUGUAAAGGCAAUCACAGAUAUCAUUGAGAUGGACUCCAAGCGUGUCCCUCGGGAUAAACUGGCCUGCAUCACCAAAUGCAGCAAACACAUCUUCAAUGCCAUCAAAAUCACCAAAAAUGAGCCAGCAUCUGCUGAUGAUUUCCUGCCCACCCUGAUUUACAUCGUGCUCAAGGGGAACCCCCCACGCCUGCAGUCCAACAUCCAGUACAUCACUCGAUUCUGCAACCCCAGCAGGCUCAUGACUGGGGAGGAUGGAUAUUAUUUCACCAACCUGUGCUGUGCCGUGGCCUUCAUUGAAAAACUGGAUGCUCAGUCUUUAAAUCUGAGCCAGGAAGAUUUUGAUCGUUUCAUGACUGGCCAGACCUCCCCAAAAAAGCAGGAAUCUGACAGUUUCUCCCCUGAUGUGUGCCUGGGGGUGAAGCAAAUGUGCAAAAGCUUAGACCUCCUCUCUCAGUUGAAUGAGAGACAGGAAAGAAUUGUCAGUGAAGCCAAGAAGCUGGAGAAGGACCUGAUUGAUUGGACUGAUGGCAUCACCAAGGAGGUGGAAGAUAUUGUGGAGAAAUAUCCCUUAGAGAUCAAACCAAAAAGUCAAGCCUUAGCAGCCAUUGACUCUGAAAAUGUGGAGAAUGACAAGCUGCCCCCACCACUGCAGCCUCAGGUUUAUGCAGGAUAAUUAUCCUCAGCUAGCUGGGAAGGGAAUUUAAAGC
Messenger RNA from Sturnus vulgaris (Common starling), 1661 nucleotides. NCBI's taxonomy places the organism in Eukaryota, Metazoa, Chordata, Aves, Passeriformes, Sturnidae. The record is from RefSeq and is a predicted model, not a curated record.